AUGGGAGUAAUAGGAAUAUAUAUACCACCUUCUAUUGAGAAGAAACCAAUUCUAAAUGAAGUACAAAAGGUCUUGGAUAGAUGGUCUAAUCUGACACAAAUGUGGAUAAUAGGUGGUGAUUUAAAUGCACGUAUUGGUGAAGUUACUGAUACCAUAUUUUGUCAGACGUUUGAAAAUUUAGUCAAUAAGAGAAUAUCCAAAGAUAAAGUGUUAAACACAGGGGGAAGAGCACUCUUAGAAUUUAUUGAUAAUAACCAACUAAUAAUUCUAAAUGGUAGAAUGAGAGGUGACACCCCUGCAGAAAUUACUUUUGUCUCUCCAAGUGGGAAAUCUAUAGUAGAUUACAUUAUCUGCUCAGAAGAAAUGAUAAAUUGUUGUAACUAUUUGAAGGUUCUAGAAAACGACAUUGCAGAUCAUUUUCCUAUUCAGUUAGAGUUAACAAUAUAUGAGAAAAUAACCAAGAAAAAAUUAUAUUUUUCAAAAAUCAGUAAGAAACUAUCAGAAGCUAAUGAUUCGAGAGUUUUCUGGAAAAUAAUUAAUAGUUUUCGUAAAAGAAAGUUAGGAUUGGAAAAACAGACUAAAGUAGAAUAUAACAUUUGGCUUAAAUACUACAAUAAAUUCUCUGAGAACUAUCAGAAAAAUGUUUGUAAAAAAUAUAUAGGAACUAAAACAAGACCAGAAAUUCAGCAAGAUGAGAUAAUCAAGAUAGAAGAAGUACAGGAUUGUAUCAAAAAUCUUAAAGACAAAUCAACUCCAGGAUCGGACAUAAUACCAAAUUCAAUCAUUAAAAUGUUGCCAAUAGAAAUCAUAAGAUAUUUAACUAGACAAUUUAAUCAAUUCUAUAGUAAUAGUAUAAUACCGGAAAAAUGGAACGAAGUUAUUUUUACUAUGAUAUUUAAACAAGGGAACAAACAAGAACCAACCAAUUACAGACCAAUAGCCCUUCUGUCCUGUCUACGUAAAGUAUUUACUGGAGUAUUAGCUGACAAAUUUAAUUACUGGACAGCGGCGAAUAAUUAUAGAAAUAAUACACAAUUUGCAUUUGUAGAAGAGGGAGGUACUCAGACAGCCAUCUUUGUAUUGCUGUCAUUAAUUCAAAUCCAGUUGCUCAAAAAAAGACAUAAAGUGUUUGCCCUGUUUUUGGAUCUUGAAAAAGCAUACGAUAUGAUUAGUAUUACCGAUCUACAGAGUAAAAUGAAGAGAUAA
Centruroides sculpturatus (bark scorpion) is the source of this 1206-nucleotide messenger RNA. RefSeq lists its product as uncharacterized. The coding region runs from base 1 to 1206 and encodes 401 amino acids. Gene Ontology annotation, molecular function: catalytic activity. The record is from RefSeq and is a predicted model, not a curated record. The transcript is spliced from 2 exons. Lineage: Eukaryota; Metazoa; Arthropoda; Arachnida; Scorpiones; Buthidae.